Messenger RNA from Ziziphus jujuba (common jujube), 1593 nucleotides. RefSeq names its product spermidine synthase 1. Gene Ontology annotation, molecular function: spermidine synthase activity. The transcript has 10 exons. Gene Ontology annotation, cellular component: cytosol. Gene Ontology annotation, biological process: spermidine biosynthetic process. The record is from RefSeq and is a predicted model, not a curated record. Lineage: Eukaryota; Viridiplantae; Streptophyta; Magnoliopsida; Rosales; Rhamnaceae. Bases 156 to 1325 code for a protein of 389 amino acids.
GGAGAUAGUUGUACCACAUACAAUCUCAUCACAUAUCAUCAAACUCACACAGAAAAAAAAAAAACAUCACAGUGUGAACAAAAUCAUAAAUCAGAAGAGAAUCCCACAAAGUCUUCAAUAUUUGGCCCCAGUAGCUGCCGGGGCUGGUGAAACUCAUGGAAAGGAGGAGUACUAGUACCUCUGGCAUAAUCUCUGCUGCAUUCUCUAAGGAUUUGCAUCUCAAAUUUCCAAAAGAAGAUGGGGUUUUUCAUCUGCAGGUUAGUAAUAAUGGUAACAAUAUUGGUGAAAACAGGUUGUUCUCUUCUUCAGUACUACUACCUGCAGCCAUGGCCGUCCCUGCUGGAACUGAAACGAAUACUGCAAAAACUACUUGUAAAGAGGCUGCUAAAGCUGCUGCUGAUGAUGAUGAUGAUCAUCAUCAUAGUAUUGUUCAUCCUGAAAUUUCCGGAUGGUUUUCCGAGCAUUGUCCGAUAUGGCCAGGGCAAGCACACUUUUUGAAGGUCGAAAAGAUGUUAUUUCAGGGAAAGUCCGAGUACCAAAGUAUGAUGGUAUUUCAGUCACAAGCAUAUGGGAAGGUAUUUGUGCUGGAUGGAGCACUUCAACUUACUGAAAAGGAUGAGUGUGCUUACCAAGAAAUGAUUACCCACCUUCCUCUUUGCUCCAUUCCAAAUCCAAAAAAGGUGUUAUUGAUUGGAGGAGGAGAUGGUGGUAUCUUAAGGGAAAUUUCACGUCACUCUACUGUCCACCAAAUUGAUAUCUGCGAAAUAGACACUAUGCUAAUUGAUGUUUAUAAGGAAUUUUUUCCUGAUAUUGCUGUUGGAUAUGAAGACUCUCGCGUAACACUUCAUGUUAAAGAUGGAAAUGCGUUUUUGAAGUCUGUUCCAGGAGGAACCUAUGAUGCUAUAAUUGUGGAUGCCUUUGAACCCAUUAGGUCUGAUGAUGAACUUCACCGAACUCCGUUCUUUGGGUUGGUGGCAAAAGCUCUUCGGCCAGGUGGAGUCCUUUGUAUUCAAGCAGAGAGCAUAUGGUUCCAAUCCCUAAAUAUUGAACAACUUUUAUCAAAAUAUCACCAAAUUUUCAAAGGCUCUGUUCGAUAUGCAUGGACUAUUGUUCCUGCUUAUCCAAGUGGGGUAAUUGGUUUCUUGCUUUGCUCUAAGGAGGGGCCAUCUGUGGAGUUCAAAUAUCCGAUUAACCCAAUUGAUCCUAAUGAGACACAUGGUGUAGCAAAAACACCCUUGAAGUUCUAUAACUCUGAGAUGCACUCGGCUGCAUUUUGUUUGCCAUCUUUUGCAAAGAAGGUGAUUGACUCGAAAGUAAGUGAAUGAAGAAGUUGGUAGAUGCACAACUCAGACAGCAAAGGGAUUAUAUAUAUAUGUUCAUCUAGAAGAUAUUCAUAUAUGAUUAGCAAUGUUUGCCACCAUACACACUUACUCCAACAAAAUCUUUUCCAAACCCAAACAUCAUCAUUGUGUUUUUGAUUGCAACUCUUAAAAGGAUUGGACUCCAUAAUUUGUUUCAUUAUAUAUAUGCACAAUUUAAUCACUUUCGAAGUUGGUUUGCUUUGAAAUAAUAAUAAAUUCAAACUUUGUCUAA